This is a messenger RNA of Actinia tenebrosa (Australian red waratah sea anemone), 505 nucleotides long. RefSeq lists its product as uncharacterized. The record is from RefSeq and is a predicted model, not a curated record. NCBI's taxonomy places the organism in Eukaryota, Metazoa, Cnidaria, Anthozoa, Actiniaria, Actiniidae.
UUUCAGUCAGUUCAAGCUCCCAAUGGGCUUAUUGCUCACAUGUUUGGGCCUAUUGAAGGAAAGAGGCAUGAUGCAUUUAUGCUUGGAGAAAGUGGGUUAGCUGUCAAGCUGCAAAGACUACACAAGCCAAAUGGAGAACCUUAUGUUGUGUACGGGGAUCCCGCCUACGGUCUCACACGCAAUAUCCUAUCCCCUUUUCGUGGAGCUUGCUUGACUAAUGAUGAGCAGGAAUUUAACACUCGGAUGAGUCAAGUCAGAGAGUGUGUUGAAUGGGGAUUCGGAAAGAUCAUCCAAASCUUUGCAUUUCUGGAUUUUAAAAAGAACUUGAAGGUCCUCAUGCAGCCAGUUGCAAAGUACUAUUUGGUUGCUACUAUUUUGACUAACUGUCAUACAUGUUUGUAUGGAUCUCUUACUGGUUCAUAUUUUGAGCUUGAUCCUCCUGAACUCGAGACAUACCUUUCAAACUAAAACCAGUAGAUCACAUAUAACAUGAUGUAUUUUUUUA